CAGCCGGCUCCAACCCUGGGCACCGCCUCUGAAUUGGGCGGGCGAGAAGAGAGCCGAGGCGGAGCUGAUGGCUGCACUGAGGGCGGGGCGGGGUGCUGGCUGGACCCUUCGGGGAUGGCGGGCUUUGGGGGGGAUCUGCUGGGGGAAGGGCCCCCUGCUGACCCCUGACCCCCGGGCCCUGCUGACGUCAGGAGCUCCUGACCCUCGGGCCCGGGUGACUUGUGAGACCCCUAGUGUCCGGGCUCGGGUGUCUGUGGGGAUCCCUGGAUCACGGGCAUGUCUGGUGUCUGCGAGCCCCGAUCCUCGGGUACGACUGGCUGCGGAGACCCCGGGGUCUGGGGCCCAGCAGGCCCCUGGGUCCUCUGGAGCCGGUCGGCUCGCGUGGCUGGCGGCGGCGCUGGGCGCUGGGGCAGCGGUGCUGCUGCUGUUCUGGGGCGGGGGGCGGGGUCCCCCGGAGGUGGUCGCUGUGGUCCCGGCUCCGCCGCCCACCUCUCCCCGGAGCCAGUACAACUUCAUCGCAGACGUAGUGGAGAAGACAGCACCUGCUGUGGUUUAUAUCGAGAUACUGGACCGACACCCCUUCUCUGGCCGUGAAGUCCCUAUCUCCAACGGGUCAGGAUUCGUGGUGGCUUCCGAUGGGCUCAUCGUUACCAACGCCCACGUGGUGGCUGAUAGGCGCCGAGUCCGAGUGAGGCUGCCUAGCGGAGACACGUACGAGGCCGUGGUCACAGCUGUGGAUCCUGUGGCUGACAUUGCCACGCUGAGGAUUCAAACCAAGGAGCCUCUCCCCACACUGCCGCUCGGUCGCUCAGCGGAUGUCCGGCAAGGGGAGUUUGUUGUUGCCAUGGGGAGUCCCUUUGCACUCCAGAACACAAUCACAUCAGGCAUUGUCAGUUCUGCUCAGCGGCCAGCUAGAGACCUAGGACUUCCCCAAACCAAUGUGGAAUACAUUCAGACUGAUGCAGCUAUUGAUUUUGGAAACUCUGGAGGUCCCUUGGUUAACCUGGAUGGGGAGGUGAUUGGAGUGAACACCAUGAAGGUCACAGCUGGAAUCUCCUUUGCCAUCCCUUCUGAUCGCCUUAGGGAGUUUCUACAUCGUGGGGAAAAGAAAAAUUCCUGGUUUGGAAUUAGUGGGUCCCAGCGCCGCUACAUUGGGGUGAUGAUGCUGACUCUUACUCCUAGCAUCCUUGCUGAACUACAGCUUCGAGAGCCAAGCUUUCCUGAUGUUCAGCACGGUGUGCUCAUCCAUAAAGUCAUCCUGGGCUCCCCUGCACACAGGGCUGGUCUACGGCCUGGUGAUGUGAUCUUGGCCAUUGGGGAGCAGAUAGUACAAAAUGCUGAAGAUGUUUAUGAAGCUGUUCGAACCCAAUCCCAGCUGGCAGUGAGGAUCCGGCGGGGAUCAGAAACGUUGACAUUAUAUGUGACCCCUGAGGUCACAGAAUGACUGCACUAGCAAGACUAUGAGGUUCCUGUUCUGAUUUCAUCCUUGCCUUCCUAGCCUGGGUUCUGAGGUCACCUGGGCAGAGGAAUCAGUGAACCAGUGGGGGGCAGGUCCCUCCAACCACCAGCACCAAUCCUAGGUUCUGAAGAACACUUUUUAUAUAAAAUAAAAUUAUACCUUGCAA
Messenger RNA from Jaculus jaculus (lesser Egyptian jerboa), 1625 nucleotides. It is a transcript of the gene Htra2, whose product is annotated as HtrA serine peptidase 2. The record is from RefSeq and is a predicted model, not a curated record. Bases 68 to 1444 code for a protein of 458 amino acids. The transcript has 8 exons. Gene Ontology annotation, cellular component: mitochondrion. NCBI's taxonomy places the organism in Eukaryota, Metazoa, Chordata, Mammalia, Rodentia, Dipodidae. Gene Ontology annotation, molecular function: protein binding; serine-type endopeptidase activity. Gene Ontology annotation, biological process: proteolysis; positive regulation of apoptotic process; programmed cell death.